AUGCUUACGCUCGUUGUUUUAGUGGCUUCGCUGACGCUCAGCGCGGCGGGGUCCGGUCGUGUUGCGCGGAGCUGCGGUACGUGCGAGCCCAGCGCCUGCGCCCCGCUCCCGGCCGAUGGCUGCGCUUUCGGCACCAUGCUUGACCCCUGCGGCUGCUGCGAGAUAUGCGCCGCCGGGCUGGGCGAGCUCUGCGGGGGACGCGGACUGUCCGCCCGGCGAUGCGCCCCUGGAAUGGAGUGCGUCAAAGACGAGGACGAUCCGAAGAGCAAGUUUGGCAUUUGCCUCUGCAAGAGCAACUACGAGGUGUGCGGCACCGACGGGGUCACGUACAAAACCGGCUGCCACCUCAAAACGGCCAACCAGAAAGCCCUCGACGAGAAGAAGCCUGAGAUCACGGUCCAGAAUAAAGGAAAAUGCGCCCAAGCCCCGGUCAUCGUGACGGCCCCAAAAGAGAUCUUCAACGUGACUGGCUCCCAGGUCUUUCUGAGCUGCGAGGCCAUUGGUGUCCCCACCCCCAUCCUCACCUGGAAAAAGCUCUCAAACGGUAAGGGGAAGGCCGCUCUGCUCCCAGGGGACAGAGAUAACCUGGCUGUACAGACCCGCGGGGGCCCCGAGAAACACGAGGUCACAGGAUGGGUGCUGAUCUCUCCACUGACGGAGGGGGAGGCGGGGUCGUAUGAGUGCCAUGCAGUGAACUCUAAAGGGGAGGCGUCUGCCCUGGGCAGCAUCACCGUGGUGGAGUCCCUGGAUGCCAUCCCCGCCGAGAAGGAUGAGGAAGGUGAGGAGCUGUGAGAGGUGACCCACAGUAGGUUCGAUUUGGGGAGCCCCCCCCCCGCAGGACUGGGAUCAGCACUCCCCCCUCCCCCCCCCCCCCUCCCCCCCCAGAGAAAAACUCCAAGACUGACUCCUAACACCGUGAACACCCCUCCACCCUAAAACAGGGGUCACCCGCCCUGUUCCUGGAGAUCUACUAUCCUGUAGGUCUGCCCUCUAGUCCCAACACAGCACACCUCACUCAGGAGCUGGGGAUCUCGUCCAGCUGCUAACUAGUAGAAUCAGGUGUGUGGAAUUAGUGAAAACCUACAGAGUGACCGAUCUCCAGGAACAGGGGGUUGGUUUGACCCCUGUCGUGAAAGACUCACUCGCACGGGCAUCCCUAACCUCCCGACACCCCCCUAAAACACUUCCCACGUUUCUUUCUUUCGCUCUGUCUCCUGGCCCACUUCCGGAUUGUUCUUGUGUAGCAGCUUUUGUCGUUAAGGAGAGGAGAGGAGGUCCUCCUACGUUUUCUCACGGGCUUGACUCAGGCUGUGUGUCCUUCCUCAGACGAACAGAUGAUUCUCUUCAAAAGGUCUAUUCUCGGUGGGCCUAGCGGUUCAGCAACCGCACUGUGUAAAAAAAAAAAAGAAAUCACCUUUCAAUUUUACAAUAUUAGUGUCUUUGCUGCAUUCGAAUUUCCGGUUAAGUGAACUUCAGAGAAUGUUACACUUUUGAAUUUGUAGACUACUUGUCUUCUCACGUUCACCUGCAAUUUCCAAUGUGGUAAGGGCACGAACCUUUUUAAACUACAGUGCGGACACAAAUGUGUUUUUCUUUCGCCCCGCUUUGACUGUUCACAUUCCUCUAUGUCAGAAAGACCUGAGGGAAGCUGAGCAGAAGGCAGGUGUCGUGCCCCCUCUCAAGGGGGUUAAUGAACAGCAGCUGCCCCAAGGGCGUCCACUGCACUGUACCUGACAAGCCUUCAUCAGAGGCACUCCACCAGCCUUCUGAAAGAGACAGACGCCAGCACAGCGCUGAGGGAAAAGCUGAAUACAGGAAGGACAGCCUCAAAGGGGUGGGGAAAUAUAAAACUGUAGGGCAGGGUGUUAGUGGUGGUGGGCAGUUUCUUUGUAUAAAUAAGCCGGAGCAUACGUGUGCUUUUCAUCAAACGCCACUUUAGUCCCGUUUGUUUAAAUUAUACUAAUAUGAGUUUUUUUUGUACCCGUAUUUGAAUCUGGUGCUGUACUGUAGUGUCUUAGGGAACAGGGCCCGGGGGAGAGGGGUUGUGCCUAGAAUAGAGGGCUGUGACACCUUAAACCAAACUGCUGACUGGGAACAUCAGAUUGCUUUGUACUUACAUCUGAGGCAGGAGGUGAUUACGUGCGCUUUCUAUUCGGUGCCCUUGGGGGAGACGUGACAACCACCCGUUCUGAGUGAAGAAAAGAAGGCAGACGGGGUGUGUGCGCACAGCCCCUCAGAUUCUGUACAGAGACGGAACAACCCCUCGACACCGUGAAAAAAGCUCUCGUUCUCUGUGUACUUGUAACUAACUAACUUUGGAUUAUGGAUUACUAAUACAGGUUGUUUAUCGUAUGUAUCGCUUAUUUUUUAUUUACCUUUCUCUAAAUAAAGAAAUACACAAUUUGUGGA
This is a messenger RNA of Conger conger (European conger), 2409 nucleotides long. RefSeq names its product insulin-like growth factor-binding protein 7. The transcript has 5 exons. Bases 1 to 792 code for a protein of 263 amino acids. The record is from RefSeq and is a predicted model, not a curated record. Lineage: Eukaryota; Metazoa; Chordata; Actinopteri; Anguilliformes; Congridae. Gene Ontology annotation, cellular component: extracellular region. Gene Ontology annotation, molecular function: insulin-like growth factor binding. Gene Ontology annotation, biological process: regulation of cell growth; regulation of signal transduction.